GUAAAUCAGUUCGGUCGGUCUGCGCGGCGCUCCGCGGAUUCUUUACUAUUUACAGACUUUAACAAGCACUUUAGUUCGUUUAGUGGAUCCCUGAGGACGCAUACAACCCGGACAGAGUGACGGACUGAUGGGGGCGCGGGGGCUGAAGCGUAAGCUCCAUGAGAAUGACGAGAGUGGAAGCCCCGUCUGGGAGAGUCAGCUGCAGUCCGUUUUGGACAUCUCCUGGGACAAGUUCCAGCGUGACCAGGCCCUGGUGGAGCCCAGCUUACUACGUUCCGUUCUCAUCAAUAACACGCUACGCCAGGUCCAGUCGGAGGUCAGAACCUCUUUGUCUGGAAUCGGCGGCCCUCGGAAACUACAUACUCCUCCAAGGGUGCUGCCUGAGCUCCGUUCCCAGCAAGAGUGCACUCCUGCUGGGCUCAGUGCCUCCGUUUGCUCCCAGGGGGUGGAAGACGUGGAGGACGACUUCAUGGCCUGGUCCACCGAUGAGGACUUCUCCUUGUCUUCAGCCAUUUCUGCCAUCCUGAAAAAUCUUGAUGCCGCUCUAGAUGGCGGGCCAUCUGUUCCUCAGUGCUCUCCGUUAGCGUCUAUUGAGAACAUCCCGGGAGAUGGAAGAUACAAGCAGAGUCUGACCUUCAACCACAAGAUUGAGAGCUGCAGAACGUCUGAACUUGGAGCACCAGCCAGCAUGUCUGGUUUCCUCCAGGAUGCCACCAUCGAUGACCUUCUGUUGGACAUUGACACAUCGGUGUUCGACGGAGAAGUGAACGGUUUCGGUUCACGUACCUUCUCCUUUCCUGCUGACGAGCUCGUGAGAUAUCUACCAUCUCUGUCCAGCUCUCCAUCUGCACCGUCCUCUUCAGGUUCAAGAGAAAUGCACGAGCUGGAGCACAUUAUGGACAUACUCGUACGAACCUAAUAGCUUCAUAGUAAAAGCAAAAUGGUUCUGCGGUUGGUGAAGUUGCGCAAACAUUCGUUACGGAGUGAUAAAAGCCAUAAAGUUCUAGAGAUGGCAGUUGGCAGACUGAAAACUGGUGAAUCUGUUAGAAUAUUUUACUUAUUUUGUUUUCUUGGAGAAUAUAAAAUACGUAAUUUAAAGUAGUCUGAAACAGGCAGCGUUUAUAAUGUUUGCUCCACUACCUCGCUCAGGCGCUUUACAGUCCUUAGUGGUUAAACUUGAUCAUUGUUUCCCAUCGGUGCUUUCAUUAAUGCCUGAUUAACAGAUUAAACGGAUACAAAAAGAUCCUGACAAAUGAAAUCAUCUUAGUUCUAGUCAAUAUAGCUAAAAUCUUUUAUUAUGAGAUUAUACGAAUAUUAAAGUAGUUCAGUCUAUUUGACAACACUUUCCUUGUUUUAAAGGGUCUAUAUAAUCGAAAACUGGAUUUUCAUCCAUUUUCCAGGUUCUAAAAUGUACGUUUCCCUCCCCCGUCCAGACUGGCUAUAUAUGCACUUUCGGGUUCUGAAAAGUUCUCUGAAUUCAUCACAAAAAACAAAUUAUUUGCAUAUAUCUGUUGCGAUUCAGCCUGAAGCAGC
Molecule: messenger RNA, 1533 nt
Organism: Colossoma macropomum (tambaqui)
Lineage: Eukaryota; Metazoa; Chordata; Actinopteri; Characiformes; Serrasalmidae
Gene: sertad3
Product: SERTA domain containing 3
Exons: 2
Coding region: 128-919 (263 amino acids)
Cellular component (GO): nucleus
Molecular function (GO): transcription regulator activity
Source: RefSeq, a predicted model, not a curated record